UGUAAGGAAAAGAAAAUAAACAUAAAAACAUUCAUUAUCAAGAAGAUGUGACGAGAGGGGUGAAAAAAUUAAUAACAAAACAAAAACUAAAAAUGAAAGUGAAAACGAAAACGGAAACGGAAAAGGAAAAGGAAGCAACCGGAUAUCCUGAGCAAAGUUAUUGACAAAGAAAACAAUUUAAAAGAUAAUUUAGCUAAACAAACAGUUUUUCAAGAAAAAAAAAAAAAAGAAAAAAAAAAUAACAACAAAAUUCAAAUGAAGAAAAAUAUCAAAUGAUAAUGAAAAUGGAUGCGGAUAAUUUUAUGAGCUUCGCAUUCCGAAAUACAUGAUUCAAGUUUCUAGUUUUCGCAUUAUUCCCUCCUACGAAGAGACUAAACUAGUUUUGUCGUUCCCCAAACAUGUCCAACUAAUUCUGCGUAAGAAGUAAUCGAAAGUGCGAUAAAUAAACUAUCGCUUAUUAAUUCCGAACGUAAUAAGUGGAAGCUCGCCACUUCUGAGAUUUCGUCAAGCAUGUUCAGUAGUUCCAAUAUUCUGAGUUGUUUUAACCGUAACUACUGCCCGGCUGUCCAGAUUAGUGUGUGCGCGCUGGAUUCAUCCGAUCCGUUACUCGCUUAGACCUCAUUCUUCUCAUUGCAAAAGUCAAGAUAUAACAGUGACUUAAAUUCUACUUCCUCGUCUCUCGAAUAAACAAGCUAAACAAUAGCAAUAGAUGUGUUUAGUUUCUCUUUAGAAAAACACAUAAAAAAAAAAAAAAGGAAAAAAAAAGUUGAGAAGAAAAACUAAAUAAAAAUGACAGCAUCUGGUAGUAAUUUAACGAAAGAAUACACACAGUGGUCGCAAAAUCAACGCAGCCAUCAAUGCCGCAGCCAGCAUUAUAAUGAUGGCAACUAUCAAGCCGAUCGACCAGAAAAGCUCAAACACCGUUCCACUAGCAGAUGUCAUAUAAAUGAAGUCACUUGGCUGUUCAUGUUAUGCUUAUUGGUUCUACUACCACUUAAUGCAUUCGCCAAUCGGCUCUCCGAUACAAAAUUGCAUGAAAUCUAUUUGGAUAAUAAAGAAAUUAAGCUCAGCUGGAUGGUCGAUUGGUAUAAGCAAGAGGUGUUGUUUCAUUUGCAAAACGCGUUCAACGAACAGCAUCGCUGGUUUUAUUUGGGCUUUUCGAAACGCGGUGAUAUUGGUGAUGCUGAUAUAUGUUUCUUUGAAAAUCAAAAUGGAUUUUUCAAUGUGGUCACCGACACCUAUACCAGCCCGAAUGGUAAAUUCGUGCACAAAGACUAUCAACAGGAUUGCGUUCUAUUCAAAAUGGAUGAAUAUACGCUGGCGUUUAAGCGAAAAUUCGAUACGUGUGACCCUUCAGACUUCCGUAUGCAUGAAGGCACCAUGUAUGUAAUGUGGGCCAGAGGUGAAAAAGAUUUACAAUUGGCUGACUAUCAAUUUCCAUUUCCCAAUGUUUCUCAGCAUGAGUCUGGUAUUCAAAUGAUGCAGUUAUUGCGUAGCGACAAAAUACUUAUACCCGAAACCGAUCUUAAGGUUGUAGAAAUAAGGUUACAUAACGUAACGAUACCCGAUAAGGAAACUACUUAUUGGUGUCAUAUACAAAAACUUGAUGACUUUCUCGUGCACAAACAUCAUAUCGUUCAAUUUGAGCCAAUUAUUAUAACACCUGGUCUUGUGCAUCAUAUGGAAGUCUUUCAUUGUGAAACCGAUUGGAAUGCUAAUAUACCGCUAUACAAUGACGAUUGUGAGCAAAUGCCAUCAGCAGCCAAAGUUUGCUCGAAAGUGGUUGCCUUGUGGGCGAUGGGCAGUAGUACAUUCACAUAUCCACCCGAAACUGGUUUGCCGAUGGGCGGCAAAACUUACAAUCCGUUUAUACGUUUGGAAGUGCACUUCAAUAAUCCAGAAAUGAGAAAAGGUCUUGUAGACAGUUCCGGUAUGCGCAUUAAAAUGGUCUCACAGCUGCGACAAUUCGAUGCCGGUGUCAUGGAAUUAGGCCUUGAAUAUACAGAUAAAAUGGCCAUACCGCCAGGGCAAAUUGGUUUUCCCCUUAGCGGUUACUGUAUCGCCGAAUGUACUGAAGUGGCCUUACCGCGUACAGGCAUCGUUAUCUUUGGCUCACAAUUGCAUACGCAUUUGACUGGCGUACGUGUAUUGACCAGACAUUUUCGCGGUGCGGAUGAGUUGCGUGAAGUAAAUCGUGACGACUACUAUUCACAUCAUUUUCAGGAAAUGCGUAACUUGCGCUAUAAGCCUCGAGUUUUACCGGGUGAUGCUUUAGUUACCACUUGUUAUUACAACACUGUGGGCAAAGAUAACUGUACACUUGGCGGUUUUUCUAUUAGCGAUGAAAUGUGUGUUAAUUACAUUCACUAUUAUCCUGCUACAAAAUUAGAGGUGUGCAAAAGUUCGGUAUCCGAAGAGACUUUGGAAAAUUAUUUCGUUUAUAUGAAAAAGAAAGAGCAUCAACAUGGCGUACAUUUGAGCGGAGCACGUUCGAAAAAUUAUGAAAGUAUUAAGUGGACACAACCUCGUGUUGAUCAAUUAUAUACGAUGUAUAUACAGGAGCCACUUAGCAUGCAAUGCAACAAAUCGGAUAAUACACGUUUCCAAGGUUAUCAAUGGGAGAAUGCACCCGUCACACCAGUACAAAUCAAAAUACCUAUGCAUCGUAAACUUUGCCCCAAUUACAAUCCACUCUGGCUGAAACCCCUUGACCGAGGUGAGUGCGAUUUGUUGGGCGAAUGCAUUUACUGAAGUGCGGUUUAGCUUUACAUUUUGUUGAUUUUAAAUUAGAUAAUCGUUUAAUAUCCAUUCCCCUUUACCUCUUUUGGUUGCUUUUUUCUUUUUUUU
Glossina fuscipes is the source of this 2847-nucleotide messenger RNA. RefSeq names its product tyramine beta-hydroxylase (gene Tbh). The record is from RefSeq and is a predicted model, not a curated record. Gene Ontology annotation, biological process: dopamine catabolic process; norepinephrine biosynthetic process; octopamine biosynthetic process. Gene Ontology annotation, cellular component: secretory granule membrane. Gene Ontology annotation, molecular function: dopamine beta-monooxygenase activity; copper ion binding. The transcript has 9 exons. NCBI's taxonomy places the organism in Eukaryota, Metazoa, Arthropoda, Insecta, Diptera, Glossinidae. The coding region runs from base 790 to 2751 and encodes 653 amino acids.